GAGCAAGAUGGACGCGCCCUGGCAAAUCCAAAACGUAUACACUGUAAAAUUGUAGCUACGUGCAAAUCACAAAUCACACUUACAUUGUAACUUAAUUAUUUAUAAAACAAGUAGAGUGUUGUUGUUGUUGUUACAGAUAUAGAUACUUGUAAACACAAACGAGCAGGUUCAGUCAUACCCGUAAUGUAUUUACUAAAUUAAUAUGGAGAACCACUGCCACUGCCACAGUGAAAUUACAAACGUUGCAAAAAACACACUGGAGGAACUAAGUGAUACAAGUCUCGUGAAAAAUACGGAGCCUGACGACAAAACUACUGACACAGCUCGUAUUAGCAGGUGUUUAGAAAAACAUGACAUUGAAAAAGACAUGAGUACGAUACCGGUUAGUGAGCAAGCGCAUCACGGAGGCCAAACCCACGACGUCCCGGCGAGUGCAAACACAGACAGUGCACGGCCAGAUGAUGAUGGAAAUCGGACGUUAGCACACGAUUUAGGUAACAGUGCAAGCAAACUAGAUACUGAACAGCAGUGUCAUCACAGCUGUGAAGGAAGUGCAGAACAGGCAGAGACAGCACAGACCUCCGUGAGUAACACGGAGGCCGAGUCGACGCAGGUUGACAGCGAGAGCAAGUUGGAGGCGAGUAGCGACUAUAAGCAUGGAGCCAUGUUUGACUCGCUUCACGGCUUCGAUGAGAUAACGGAUGAGGACAACGAUACAGACAGCCAGGACUCUGUGUUCAUCACUCACAACCCCGCGUUCAUAUCCAGUGUCACUAGCUGGACGUCAGAAUUUCAGGACGACGUCAUGGCGCAGUCACAGCAGCAGAUGACCGACAGCACAGCAUCCCUGGGCAGUGCGGCUGGACCGACCACGACCCUGAUCGAACCACAGACUGGCGCUAAACCAAAAAUCGUGUCAGGCUCACCGAAACAUGGUGCAUCGAAGCGAGGGGCCGUUUCUCCGAAAUUGCGGCGGGCAGCCAAGCGGCCCGAAACUCUUUCCCUCCCAAGACCUGUAGUGAUGCUUGACAAAAAGGCAGGCAAGGGUGAAGGGAAGAGAGAUGAUCAGUCACCUCUAGAUGGAAUGAUAGAGAAAGAAGGAGACCUCAUAUCGUUUAUUGCCAAUGAUCUGGAGGAGAAAAUCAAGAUGAGUAGUCCUCUAUUGAAGCAAGAAGAGAUCAGCUUUGCUCAGCCCCCGAGCAGCAGCAGCAGCACCCGGAGUGAGAUGAAUGCUGGCAUUCCUAUCAUUGACCCGCAGGCGGUCGUCGACCUUGAACUUCAGGCACAUCGUGUAGCUGACAGUUUACACUUUAUGAUGGAAAACCUUAGUGCCAAAUUGCACAGUAUGUCCGCACUCACGGUUGCCUGCAUGCAAACAUACCGAGACUCUGUCAGCUCAACUUGCGACAACUUUGACGCAACCAUUAAGGCUAUGUAUACUCUUAUGGCACGAUGUGAAGAGUUAGGCAAAACGAUGGGUCCAGUCUACGAUCUCAGGAAUCAAAUCAAGGAAAUCAGACGGCUGUUGGACUUGUUUGAAUCAAAAGUCGCAGAGGAUCCAUUGCUGAAGUAGCAUCAUCUGAAAAAAAUGAUGAUCAAUACCAUCAGAAAUUAUUAUUUAAUGUCAACCACAAUGAUGAAUUUUGAAACCUAAUGAAAUUAUAUCGUAUUAUCACUGUGUCGCACUGUCUAUAUUGUAUAUUAUUAUGAUGACUGUUAUUUGUCUGCUAUUGCUGUUAGUCACAAACCUGUCAGUCACGUUUCCACAGCUAAAUCAUUGAAUUUACACGUAAAAGCAUGCAAAGCCAAUGGAACUGUUGAAUCACCGAUUUCAUUGACAAUUUCAAUGUCAUGUUAUUUUCAGCCGAUCAACUAGUGCCAAAUGCAACUUCAUUGCAUUCGCACUAGAAAAAUGGCAGUUGUCAACAUAUUAUUUGCAGAAUUUUAUGUAUAUAUAUGUCAUGUGAUUUAUAACAUACAAAAUAUGCAUUGUCAUAUUGAGCCGCAGAGCGUCUGGGCUCAUCUGAGGUCUGUUGCUACGGUUAUAAACGUAACAUUUAAGUCGUGCGUAGU
Molecule: messenger RNA, 2073 nt
Organism: Priapulus caudatus
Lineage: Eukaryota; Metazoa; Priapulida; Priapulimorpha; Priapulimorphida; Priapulidae
Exons: 4
Coding region: 203-1573 (456 amino acids)
Biological process (GO): lysosome localization
Cellular component (GO): BORC complex
Source: RefSeq, a predicted model, not a curated record